Molecule: messenger RNA, 525 nt
Organism: Coffea arabica (coffee)
Lineage: Eukaryota; Viridiplantae; Streptophyta; Magnoliopsida; Gentianales; Rubiaceae
Source: RefSeq, a predicted model, not a curated record
AUGUAUAGACGAUUGACAUUCAAGCAGCUUGUGGAAGAAACUAUGAGAUUAGGCAAUCUAUCACCAUUGUUUUCCGAACUGGGAAAAGGGAUGUUAAUCACAAAGGUAAAAGUACAUUUCUUCCUUAUUUCCUUAUUACGUGAUGAUGGCAAUCUUUCUAGAGAAGCAUAUAGCUUAAGAGUUGAUGAAGCUCUUGACAGGAUACAAAAUAUCCAGAGGAUGGAGAGUUGUAAGUUGGCUAAGGCACAUUCACACAGAAUUACAGAUCCAAAAAAUUAUGAAGAUGCGUUGUGUUUCGAUCCAGAUAGAUGGAACGGACAAUCAAAUCCUGGGACAUUUUGGGCUUUUGGAGGGGGGUCAAGGUUAUGUCCAGGAAAUAUGCUUGCUCGAAUGCAGGUUGCCAUUUUUAUCCACCAUUUUGUCUCGGGGUGCAGAUGGGAACUAGUAAUUGCUAAUGCAGGGAUGCGUUACCACCGACAUCCAAUACCAGUUGAUGGGGUUGAGAUAAACAUAAGCAGAAUCUAA